Helobdella robusta is the source of this 630-nucleotide messenger RNA. RefSeq lists its product as hypothetical. The record is from RefSeq and is a predicted model, not a curated record. The coding region runs from base 1 to 630 and encodes 209 amino acids. Lineage: Eukaryota; Metazoa; Annelida; Clitellata; Rhynchobdellida; Glossiphoniidae. The transcript is spliced from 2 exons.
AUGCCUGAAAAAGCUACGGAACCAGAGGAUUGUGGUUUAAAGCUGUGUGAAAAGUGCCGCACAGAAAACGGUGCCUUUUUCGAUAACCUGGGCACUGGUUUGAAAGAUCCCCAAAAAUUGGUGAAUGGAUUUGUGUCCAGAGUUGAGACUCUUGAAGGAGCCAUAAACGAAUUGAAAGAGGAAUUGAUCUCUCUUUCCAAAAAAAAUAGAGAAUUUUUCACUCGCAUGUUUACAACGGCUGGAACAAAAAUUGAAUUAAAUAAUGACAGAGAGAGAAGAAAAAAUAACAUAAUCAUAUACAAUCUUGAGGAGAAAGAAAAUAAUCCUAAAGUAUCUGUUGGUGGGCUGUUAAAAAAGAUUGCUGGCAUUGAUCUUGAGACGGAUGUAAUUGAGGUAUCCAGAAUGGGCAGGAGGUCUGAGGAAAAUAGGAUCAGACCGGUUCUAGUGCAAUUUACUAAUGCAAAUGCCAAAAACUUGCUGUUUGCAAACUGUUUUAGAUUGAAAAAUUUUGCAAGUUUCGGCAGUGUCAUAAUUAAUCAUGAUCUGUCUAAAGAAGACAGAGCCAUCAACAAGAGGAUAAUUGAAGAUAAAAGAAGGAAAAUUGCUACUAAAGAGGAUAUUACAAAAUGA